Drosophila hydei is the source of this 1125-nucleotide messenger RNA. Its product is annotated as enoyl-CoA hydratase domain-containing protein 3, mitochondrial. Gene Ontology annotation, molecular function: hydro-lyase activity. The coding region runs from base 159 to 1007 and encodes 282 amino acids. The record is from RefSeq and is a predicted model, not a curated record. NCBI's taxonomy places the organism in Eukaryota, Metazoa, Arthropoda, Insecta, Diptera, Drosophilidae. The transcript has 4 exons. Gene Ontology annotation, cellular component: mitochondrion.
ACAGUAUCGAUAGUAAGAAAUAAAUAUCGAUAGUUGCCAUGUUACUGUCGUGUGAUAAAUACUUGUAAGGCCAAAUAGUGUAAGUGGUCGAUCGCAAACAGCUGAUAUUGUUUAUAAGUCUAGAAUAAGCAGUCGAUCCUUUUACUAAUUAAGUUAACAUGCUGCGUAGAUUUCCAAACACACUUAAAUUGUGGAGUCGAUCAAUUCCUAUUCGUUUCGUCAGUAACACAAAUGUUGAAGAAUUUUUAAAGGUAAAAAAUGAGAAUGGAGUGCGUGAAAUCACAUUAUGUCAUCCGCCUACUCGAAAUUCACUAUCGAUGGACAUGAUGGGCGUUCUACACGAGGUACUGAACGAAGAUAAAGAUAAUUUGAAUCUGCGUUGCAUUGUUCUCUCGGCUGAGGGCAAAGUUUGGUCGGCUGGCCAUAAUUUGAAGCAGCUACAACCUAAUGACUUGCAAUACCGUGAUGCUGUAUUUCAAAAGAUGACGGACCUAGUUAUUGGUAUACAAAAGUUACCUGUGCCAGUCAUAGCAAAAGUAAAUGGGUAUGCCGCUGCGGCUGGUUGCCAGUUGGUUGCUUCCUGCGACAUUAUUGUGGCCACCGACAAGAGCAUGUUUUCCACGCCCGGCGCUGCCGUAGGCGUCUUUUGUAAUACUCCCGGCGUAGCUGUUGGUCGCGUUAUGUCACGUCCGAAGUCUGCCUAUAUGCUUAUGACUGGUUUGCCUUUAACCGGCCAGGAGGCAUAUGUUGCCGGCUUGGUCACCAAAGUCGUGCCGGAAAGCGAACUGGACAAAACGAUCGAUGAUAUUGCCAACGCCAUCAGAGCAAAGAGUCGUGCUGUGAUUGCCCUAGGCAAGGAAUUCUACUACGAACAGCUGAAUCUACCGCUUGAACAAGCUUACGUUAGGGCUAAGGCAAAAAUGAAUGAAAAUCUGCAAUUGGCUGACUGCAUGGAGGGCAUGAGUAGCUUCGUUGAGAAGCGUGCGCCCAAAUGGAAACAUACUUAACUGAAAUGAAACGAAAUUAUUAAUAAUUUCCUGACCUUUUCCUGAUCAAUUGUGCAUUUAAUUUUUUAAAAACAAAUAUAAUUAAAUACUUUUUACGCAUUUUAAAUAUUAUGGAACA